AUGGAGAGUUUUGACGACGCGACUCUGAUCGGCCCAGUCUCUGACCUCGCACCUCUAGAGGAGCAUCCUCCUUAUGCCAGCCAUGACCAGAAAAGAAAACUUGAGACCGAUGCGGUCGGGCCGGGCACCCCGUCGUCCAGCCAGAGCCAUUCGCUGAAUGCAAGUCGAGCUGGACUCGAAGGGAACGGAACCGAAGCCGCCGGAGACCCGUCGAUAUCGUCAGAAUUUCCCCCAGAAGAAGAGGAUGAGGAGCCUCAUGUUGCCACAUCAUUCGAACGCGAGUCCUCCCCCACGUCGGCCCAAAAGCACCGAUUUGGUCUGGAUACUGAAGAAGAUGAUGUCAGCCGCAUGCACAAAUUCACUCUGUAUGAGACCGCGACCCGGUACUACAUGGUGGGGAUCAACAUGGCAGAGACACGGUUUCGCAUCUUGAAGAUCGAUCGAACCUCUGAAUCAGGCGACCUAGGGAUAAUCGAGGAUGACAUGAUCUACACAAAGCGGGAAAUGGUGCAAUUGCUUGAUGCGAUUGAUGACGGCAACAAGAGCUCGGGAGGCCUCAAGCAAAAGUCAAGUGCAUGGGCUUUACUUGGCUUUAUCAGAUUCACAGGGCCGUAUUACAUGCUCCUUGUCACGAAGAGAAGUCAAGUCGCUAUGCUCGGAGGUCACAACAUCUAUCAGAUAGACGACACCGAGCUUGUUCCACUUACCACCGCGGAUGCCUCACGUACAAAGCCCGAAAAGCAGUCAGAAGAAGAACGCUAUAAGGCAAUCCUGAACAGUCUUGAUCUGAGCAGAUCCUUUUACUUCAGCUACUCAUACGAUAUCACCCAGUCGUUGCAGCAUAACAUCUGCCGCGAGAGAAAGGCGCAUUACGAUGGAGUUCCCAGGUCUUUACCUGUUGACUACAAUACAAUGUUUGUCUGGAACCACCAUUUGAUGGCUCCAGCCGUUGCCAAUUUCAAAAACCCAUAUCAAUGGUUCCUUCCUGUCAUUCAUGGCUAUGUUGACCAGUCCAAACUGAGCGUGUUUGGCCGGCAAGUCUAUAUCUCGAUAAUCGCCCGGAGAUCAAGAUUCUUCGCAGGGGCCCGAUUCCUGAAGCGGGGCGCUAAUGACCUGGGGUACGUGGCGAAUGAUGUUGAAACCGAACAGAUUGUCUGCGAGCAAACUACAACAUCCUUCCAUUCUGCUGGCCCGACCGUGUAUGCGAAUCCAAACUACACAUCCUACUUGCAACAUCGUGGGAGCAUUCCUCUGCAUUGGACCCAGGAGAAUACUACAGUCACGCCUAAGCCCGAUAUUGAAAUGAACCUCGUGGAUCCAUUCUAUUCGGCCGCAGCAUUGCAUUUCGACAACUUAUUCGAAAGAUACGGCGCCCCCAUCUAUGUCUUGAAUCUCAUUAAAUCCCGCGAGCGGACACCGAGAGAGUCGAAACUUCUCAAGGAGUUUACCACUGCAAUAAAUUAUCUGAAUCAGUUUCUCCCCGAAGACAAAAAACUAAUAUACAACGCGUUUGACAUGAGCCGUGCUGCCAAAAGCCGGGAUCAAGAUGUGAUACAGAUAUUGGAAGACAUCGCGGGCGAAAUCAUACCCAAGACCGGCUUUUUCAAAAAUGGCUAUGAUGUGGAAUCGGGUCUACAGAUUCAGAAUGGCGUUGCGAGAACUAAUUGUAUUGACUGCUUGGACCGUACCAAUGCAGCUCAGUUCGUCAUUGGCAAGCGCGCGCUCGGUUAUCAACUCCACUCCCUCGGUGUAAUUGAGGAGACCACAGUUGAAUAUGACAGCGACGUUGUUAACCUGUUCACAAACAUGUGGCAUGAUCAUGGCGAUACCAUUGCUAUCCAAUAUGGUGGAUCCCAUCUUGUUAACACCAUGGCGACCUAUCGCAAAACCAAUCAGUGGACCAGUCACUCCCGAGACAUGGUCGAGAGUUUCAAGCGCUACUACAACAACUCGUUCCUCGAUGCCCAGCGGCAAGAGGCAUAUAAUCUCUUCCUGGGAAACUAUCUUUUCACCCAAGGUGCUCCGAUGCUUUGGGAUCUAUCGACGGACUAUUACUUGCAUCAUUCAGAUCCCCGAAAUCAUCUUGAGAAGAGGCGGCCCAACUACAUCACUUGGUAUACACCUGAAUAUUUGAAGAAGAGAGAGGUCCCUCCCCUUCCACCACAUCCAAAGGAACCCAUCUCGCGAUUCGAUGACUAUUGGCUUGAGUACUAUCGCCCGCUUGCGCUGUCCACACUCUCCAAGAUUUAUUCCUACAAGAUGAAGUCUACUCUGCGUUACCUGCCUCCAUAUCGCCCCGGCCAACCCGCGUUGGACAUGAGCCCAUUCGUGCCACGAAUAACUCACGAUCAAGUGCAGCGUGACCGUCCAAAUGCACGCACCGUGAGAAUCCAAGAGCCUCCAUCAAGCCGACCCACGACAAAUGCCCCGGCUUCAGGAUCCAGCCAGGGCUGGAAAAAUCAACCACCCUCUUCUACCAAGCAAUUGCCUUCUUUAGGUAUCAUCAAAGAGUCGGCUUUUGAAUCCUCCGUACCCCCAGUGCCUCCGAUCCCACCGAUCUAUUCCUCAUCCAACCCUACGCCUCCAAGUAAAGCCCAAAUCGCCCAAUGGACACUGGGACAACUAGUGACCGACUCGCUGAGUCCAUCUGUUACAGCGGCCGAAGCAGAAGAAUACGAGAGGUACAUUAACCACCCGCUCAAGGUACCUCUGGUUGUAACAUCCGAAGAUGAGGUGACGGCUGCGUCACUUCGGGAACCCAAGCAAAACUUGGACCUUCUUGAGUACGCCAAAAAUUGCAACGUGGAAGAUUCUGUGCUGGAAGCUAGCGCUGCUGAAAACUUGGCUGAUUAUGCUGAGUUCCUACACGUUUCUGGCGAGGGGCUCACUGUUGUAAAUGAGGAUUAUGAGAAGAAGAGGUAUAAGCGUUACAGACAGUGGUUGCGAGGCAAGAGUCUUUUCAAGCAACGUGUUGAUGUAUGA
Molecule: messenger RNA, 2982 nt
Organism: Penicillium chermesinum
Lineage: Eukaryota; Fungi; Ascomycota; Eurotiomycetes; Eurotiales; Aspergillaceae
Product: phosphatidylinositol-3,5-bisphosphate 5-phosphatase
Exons: 1
Coding region: 1-2982 (993 amino acids)
Biological process (GO): phosphatidylinositol dephosphorylation
Cellular component (GO): intracellular membrane-bounded organelle
Molecular function (GO): phosphatidylinositol-3,5-bisphosphate 5-phosphatase activity
Source: RefSeq, a predicted model, not a curated record